CAGACAUUGUGUUGAGGUCAUCCUUUUCCUGUAGUUAAAAAAGUGUGAAACAGUAUAAACUAAUAUUGAAAUAUGGCGAUUCGAUUUGAUGGGAAGAGAGCUCUCGUUACCGGUGCUGGGAAAGGAUUUGGUAGAGCUAUUGCGAAAAAAUUAGCAGAAUGUGGAGCAGAAACAUUUGCACUUAGUAGAACACAGGCAGAUUUAGAUAGUUUAAUAUCGGAGGUACCAAACAUUAACGUGAUUAAUGUAGACUUACAAGACUGGUAUAAAUCAAGACAGGAAGUCAGUAAGAUCGGACACAUAGACCUACUGGUAAACAAUGCUGGUGUAACUAUGAGGUCAUUAUUCAUCGAUACUCCAAAAGAAAACAUUGACAGAAUAUUUGACAUCAACUUUAAAGGAACUUUCAACGUGUCUCAGGUUAUUGCUAAGAGGAUGAUACAAAAUGGAAAAGGUGGAAGAAUAGUUAACAUAUCCAGUAUCUUGUCUGAAAAAGCUAUAUCUGAAGGAUGUGUCUACUCUACAACAAAAGCAGCUAUUGAUAUGUUAACUAAAUGUAUGGCAUUAGAACUGGGACCUCAUAAUAUAAGAGUGAAUUCGAUUAACCCUACUGUGGUGUGGACAGACAUGUCACGGCCAUACAAGGAAGAAUUAAUGCCACUACUUCCAAUGACACCAAUGGGAAGAUUUCCAGAGAUAGAAGACGUAGUUAAUACUGUAGUAUUUUUACUAAGUGACCAGAGUGGAAUGAUUAGUGGUGAAUCUCUCCGAGUUGAUGGAGGAUUAGGUGUACAUUGAUAACUGAUUACGUGUAUUUAUGUAUCAAGUAAAUGCUUCAGAUUAACAUGUCACAUACAUACAUAGAUCCAGUGAUGCUAAAGUUUAAUCACUAAUACAAUUAGUUGAAAUUCA
Mytilus californianus (California mussel) is the source of this 912-nucleotide messenger RNA. Its product is annotated as D-erythrulose reductase-like. The record is from RefSeq and is a predicted model, not a curated record. Gene Ontology annotation, molecular function: L-xylulose reductase (NADPH) activity; carbonyl reductase (NADPH) activity. The transcript has 7 exons. NCBI's taxonomy places the organism in Eukaryota, Metazoa, Mollusca, Bivalvia, Mytilida, Mytilidae. Bases 73 to 798 code for a protein of 241 amino acids. Gene Ontology annotation, biological process: glucose metabolic process; xylulose metabolic process.